GGGGUUCACGUGAUGUACACGUGAUGUACACGUGAUCGGAUUGUCACGGGGACAAAACCGGAAGCGGCAAAAUGAGUGCAGUGUAUGGUGGCGUUGAAGGAGGAGGAACUCACUCCAAAGCUGUGCUGAUCUCUGCUACAGGGGAGAUCCUAGCCGAGACUGAUGGACCCUGCACUAAUCACUGGUUGGUUGGUGUUGAUAAGUGUAUCGAGGGCAUUAAUGAGAUGGUCCAGAAGGCAAAGAUCAGUGCUGGGCUGGAUCCUGGCAUGCCCGUGCAUUCUCUGGGCAUGUCACUGAGUGGUGGAGAGCAGAAGCAUGCCAUCCAGAAACUGAUUGAUGAGAUGAAGGAAAGAUUUCCUAAACUAAGCCAGAGUUAUUACAUAACCACAGAUGCCAUCGGUGCCAUGGCAACCGCAAGUGACCAUGGUGGUAUAGUUCUGAUCUCAGGAACUGGUUCAAACUGUAAGCUGGUGAACCCUGAUGGCACUCAGGUGGGCUGUGGGGGGUGGGGACACAUGAUGGGGGAUGAAGGUUCAGCAUUUUGGAUUUCCCAUCUUGCUGUAAAAGCAGUAUUUGAUGCCAAGGAUAACCUGGUCACACCUCCACAUGAUAUCACUUAUGUCAAAAACGUAAUGGAGGACUACUUCAAGGUGUCAGAUUUAAUGGGCAUGCUCCCCCACCUGUACAGAAACUUCCAGAAAUCCUAUUUUGCUGGGUUCUGUAGAAUACUGGCUGAAGGUGCUAAUGCAGGUGACGACUUCUGUCGAUACGUGUUUACGCAGGCUGGUAAAGUUCUAGCGCAGCAUGUUGUAGCAGUGCUGCCCAACGUGCAGCAGGAGCUGUUCUUGGGAGAUCUUGGCCUGCCCAUUCUGUGUGUUGGGUCUGUGUGGUUAAGCUGGGAGCUGAUAAAGGAUGGUUUCACACUGGUCCUCUCUCAGGCCAAACUGUCUGGUUACAGUCAUUUCCACAAGUAUAGCCUUCUCACUCUAAGCCAGUCAUCUGCUGUGGGUGGUGCCAAGCUUGGAGCCCAGAAUGCAGGUGCCACCUUGCCCUUGGACUACUCCACUAGUGCCAGUGUCUUCUUCAGCCACUCGUUCACUGAGCAGUGAUCAACAAUAAUAAGAACCAAUCAAGCUGCAACUGCACUGAACUGCACCCUGGUAUGGAAGAGAGGGGGAGGGGAGAGAGACCUAAUGCUGUUAAGUACAAUCAGAAAAAUACCAUGACUAACAGACAUUCCUUAGUAGUAUUCCUAUUAUCCUGUGUAUCACUGUUUACAGUGGCUCCUUAAAAGUAAUAUGAUCGUUAACCCAGUAGGAGAUUGUGUAUUAUUCUUUACAUUGAAAUUAGGGUUAUUAAAUGCAAAAAAGCUGCAAUUACGUUCAUAUUUUUUUCAUAAUUCCUCUACUUAUUUUGAAUAUAAAAAUCAAUGCUGAUCUGAGAUUAGUAUCUGCACUAAUUGUGAAAAUGAAAAAUACAAAUUGGUAUAUUUUUAUACAGUAAAUAUCGCAACAGUGUAAUCCAUAAAACAGAAUUAAAAAUCGUGAUUACAAUG
Messenger RNA from Silurus meridionalis, 1555 nucleotides. It is a transcript of the gene nagk, whose product is annotated as N-acetylglucosamine kinase. The transcript is spliced from 10 exons. Bases 72 to 1109 code for a protein of 345 amino acids. The record is from RefSeq and is a predicted model, not a curated record. Gene Ontology annotation, molecular function: N-acetylglucosamine kinase activity. NCBI's taxonomy places the organism in Eukaryota, Metazoa, Chordata, Actinopteri, Siluriformes, Siluridae.